AUGGCCUCCCCUGCUAUGGCGGACGGUGGCGAUGGCGAUGAAGGUACACUCCACUCAGACAGAUGCAGCACAUCACACACACAGCAUCAUCGCCAAGCGUCGUGUGUGUGCAUGUGUGUGUUCUGUGUUCCUUUGCAGAUCAUGUAGCCGUGGAGGAACGGCGUGACGGCAGCGCACAGCCAGACGGACCAGAUCGCAAUGGUGGCGAUAGUGGUGGGUAACAAAAUAAUGCAACACACACGAGCCCCCGCCGUCGGUCGCUAUCCUCUUUGUGUGCAUGGGUGCAGGUAGAGGUGUUGGCAGUGUUGGUGGGCAUCAGCGCAGCGGAGAGAACCGGAGCCGACAUAACGGAAGUAGGUAAACACCCACAGACACACAAAUCAGAAUCGCCCCUCAUUCAUCAUUGCUAAUCUGUCUGUCCGCCUUGCGAUCCACAGAUCCGCCGUUACCCCUUGGCUGGAAGAGCUUGGAGAACGGGGUGAUCGACGUCGACUUCCCUCGUGGCACCAGUGACGCCAGCAGACGCUUGUCCGAGGCCGUCAUUCGCCGCACAAUCACUGACGAACAGCAGAUGACGCAGCUGAUUCAGCAGAAUGGAGCCGACCUCAAUGUGGAGCCACGGCUGUGGGUGGCGGGCACCAGGUUCGGCUAUGUAGCUUAUCCGCUGCUGUCGCUGUGCAUCUUUAACCUCACUGACAACAGCGUGCCGUCCAUCUGGGCAGCCGACGUUGGCGGUGCUGGCACUCCCGUUGCCAUGCCGAAGUGGCAGACCCGCGGCCUCCAACUCGCCAUCAUGCGGGCUCUCAUCGAAGGCGGUGCCGACAUCAAUGGUGGGGGUCCACGCAGACCCAUCCGAGUGGCCAUCGCCUCGUGUAACCGGGAGGCAUUUGGGCUCCUGAUGAGUCAGCCAGGUACACACGCAUUCACGGCACUCACGACACGGAACACACACCAUGAUGUCUGUCUGUCUGUCUGCCUGUUCCAGGCAUCCAGCUGCCGGGGCUCUGCGUGAUGGAGCUGCCGAUCCCGUUGCCGACGGAUCAGCCGACUGAGGAGAGCGAGGCCAUCCUGCUGUCCUUCUACCAGCUGCUCAUCCAGCGGGACAGCAGCCUCGCGACCGAGCGGCGCCCGAAUUGCAUGAAUCCGCUGCAUGCGGCCAUGACGCCUCCCGUCUGCUCCCAGCAGUUCAUCGACAGCUACAUCGACAUGCUGGUGGCCGACGGGGCGGACAUCAGGGCCGUGCACAACAAUGGGUGGACGCCAUUACACGUCGCGGCCUGUCAGGGUUCCCACUGUGUCGCUGCGUCUCUGUGCCGGCGUCUCACCGCUGCCGACAUCAACAGAGGGAGGCCGACUGACCUGCACCCCCUCACACCCCUCACCGUCGCUGCCGUGCGGCUCGAUUUAGUCGCCCAGCAGCUGCAGAACGACAACACGGGGCGGGCCGUGAGGGACCGGGCCAGCAUCCGGAUCCCCAACCUCAAGACCACCAUGCGUGUGCUCCUCCAGGCGGGCGCUGACAUCGCUCUCAUGCCCACAGCCACAGAGCAUGACCGCCGCCGUCGCCAGCUUGUGCUGCCCGAGUAUGCGACAGUGCUCAACAAUCUGCCGGAUGACGUCAUGGCUGCCGUCAACGCCGCCCUCGCCCCUCAGCGGUCACUCGCGGCCUUGCUCGGCCCCCGGCUGGCCGUCGGCCCGCAGGAGGCCCCCAUCUUCGCCUGGCGCCUCGCAUCGUACCUCUUCGACAUGGCGGCCGCCACCCAGACCAUCACUGAGGCCAUCGGCUUGCGGCACUCCGCCAUGGCCCGGCGUGUGCGUGCGGCUGUCGAGCACUUCGUUUGGUCGGGAGUGUACGAGGCCAGCAGCAACAGGGAGGUGGUGGGCGGAAUGGCCGAUGUGGGCGGCGAGAUGGUGCGGAUGCCGCUGCAGUGCUUCGCCAUCAAUGCGGGAUAGCAGGACGGACAACAUCGGCUGCUGGGUGUGCGUGAGGUGGUGCACAGGGCCCGGCUGGACGAGGCGUCCCAGCAUGGCGUGGCGGGGCUGGUCAAGGGCUUCAACGAGCACCUGGGGGAUGACGACUGCCAGUUCCAGUGGCAGCAGCUGGGGUGGGUCGAGAGGGGCCGGGACGGCAGAGCGACCUUCAGACCGCUGCAGCUGACGUGA
This is a messenger RNA of Vitrella brassicaformis, 2163 nucleotides long. The record is from the annotation of a GenBank genome assembly. NCBI's taxonomy places the organism in Eukaryota, Vitrellaceae.